ACGGGGCGGGCCGGCUCUGCCCAAUCAGCAGCGGCGGAGUCCGAGGAAGCGCCGCGCGGGCGGCCGCCGCGGGGACUCGGGGUCUGCGGGGACCCGGGGAGGAGGUAUUGCCGAGCUCCGGAGCACUGCGUGCCAGCACAGGUCACAGGUGGCUCACCUGGAUGGCAGGUCAGCCCGACUGGAGCCUGGCUGCCUUUGGAAAUCCUCCUGUCCACACUUCAGUCGGCCCCGAUGGUGAGAACACAGUGAAGGAGACGCAGCUGCGGAGGUCAGGCUCAGCGGUGGAGCCAGGGGCGGAGGUCCGCAGGACAUCGGCUGGUGUCGCCAGGUUCCAGAGGCCUCCUAAUGGGUGGGCAGGUAAGUGCUUCUGGAAACUUCAACAAUCUGCCCUGCCCCAUGGAUAAUGCAGACUGGAUGUCGGCGCUGUGUCCUGGGCUCUGGGAUGUGCCUCUCCACCACCUCUCCAUCCCAGGGAGCCACGACACCAUGACAUACUGCUUGAACACAAAGUCCCCCAUUUCCCACGAGCAGUCCUGGCUGCUUCAGCUUCUGGGCAAGGUCCUGCCGUGUGUCACCCGCCCCGUGGUGUUGAAGUGGUCCAUCACCCAGGCACUGAACAUCACUGAGCAGCUGGACGCUGGGGUGCGGUACCUGGACCUGCGGAUUGCUCAUAUGCUGCAGGGAUCCGAGAAGAACCUGCACUUUGUCCAUAUGGUGUACACGACUGCACUGGUGGAGGACACGCUUACCGAGAUCUCUGAGUGGCUGGAAAGCCACCCCCGAGAGGUGGUCAUCCUGGCCUGCAGAAACUUUGAGGGGAUGACGGACGACCUGCACGAGUACCUGGUGGGCUGUAUCAAGAACAUCUUUGGAGAUAUGCUGUGUCCCCGAGGGGAUAUACCUACACUGCGUCAACUAUGGGCAAAGGGUCAGCAGGUGGUCCUGUCCUAUGAAGAUGAGGGUGCUGUAAGCCGACACCAGGAGCUGUGGCCAGGGAUCCCCUAUUGGUGGGGCAACAAGGUGAAGGCCCAAGAACUGGUCUGCUACCUGGAGCAUAUGAAGAGUUGUGGACGCCCAGAUGGACUGUUUGUGGCGGGGAUCAACCUGACGGAGAACCUGGAGUACGUCCUUGUGCACCCAUCCAUGUCCCUCAAGAAGAUGACACUUCCCAGCCUGCCAUACCUGUGUGCAUGGGUCCGAGAACAGCAUCCUGGGCCCGGUGGGCGCUGCACCAACAUUAUCGCUGGUGACUUCAUUGGCGCUGACACUUUUGUCGGUGAUGUCAUCAGGCUCAAUGAUAAGCUGCUGGGGUGCUAACCAUUCCUACCUGUCUGAACAUGCACUUGACCAGAAUUCAGGGGAUAGAGGGGCCCCAGGAUGGGGCGAUGGUCUCUGCUGCUUUGGCCCAGCAUGCCCAUGGCAGGAGCUGGGCUCCCCACUCCUUAGGGCCUCUCUGGCCUUUGGUACUGAUUAUCAUGCUGCCAAUUAAAGGCAGAAUCAGGUCAACGAGGCUGGGUGGUCCUAGAGCAGAGCUGGGGCAUGUCUCCUGGGUUGAAUGAAGUCUUAGGGCUGUGAGGUUAUGUGCAUAGUGGAGAAAGGCAUAUCGGUUGGAAAGGGCAGUGAUGUCAGGGCCCCCUGAGAAAGCCACUCUUAGGAGCACAAGGGAUCCCCGAGCUCUAAUCCUGAGGAAGCUGUGCCCUUUCCCAGCUCUUGUUUGAUUCUGCUUUUUCAGCAGUUGAUGGGGAGAGAUAUGGGGGAAUCUGCCCCAAAUGAGGAGUGUAGUGCUUGCUCCUCAGAAAUGGAUAGAAGCCUCCCAGGAUGCAUCAUCAGUAGGUGUGAGGAAGUCAGUGACAGGGGUGUUUUGAGGAAUGGCCCAUGCAAGCCUGCGGCCAGUCUCCAGUUGCUCCUGCAGCACCCAGAGACUCACCUCUGCCCCUUUAGAGAGGAUCCAGACCUGCCUCCUCCCUCCACCCACACUCGGGCCAGCAAGAGGCUCCCCAUUCUACAGUGCUCCAGAAAUGAAGCACUGUCCCCUCCCACUGUGACUCUCCCCUCACACCUUGUGACUCUCCUCAGACCUGUCCCCUCACACCUUGUGACUUUCCUCUCACACCUGACUGUCCCCUCAUACCUGUGUCUCUCCUCACAACUGUGACUGUCCCUCAUACCUUGGUUUCCCCCUUACACCUAUAACUGUGCCCUCACACUUGAGUCUCCCCUCACACCUGUGACUGUCCACUCACAGCUGAAUCCCCCCCCCACACUCAUAACUGUCCUGUGACUCUUCCCCUAACACAUGUGUAACCUUCCCCCCACUCCGCCACUCCAGCUCAUCACCUCUACACCCACCACAUACCUGUGAUCCUUCCCUUUCCCCCAACGUGACAGUGGAUAUUUAUCAGCUUUCUUGGCUCUGUUACCCAUUUGGCAUCCAUUCCUCACGGCACCCAUGAUAUAAACACAGCACCCAUUUGCGGCCUGAAACCUCAGGAGCCUGCCCUCAGCUGGCUGAUCCCUGGAGAUGAGCAGUUUCUUGGUGCACUAGGCACCUCCCACUGCACUGGGCACUGAGUGCUCCCCGGCCACAAUUUCUCAGGGCUGGUGCACUCCUGUGGCCCAGGACUGCCAGAAUCAGAUGAUUCUCACCUGUGCUGCCUUGCCCGCCUUUCCCUGAGAAUGCACAGCCUACUGCGUCCCAAACACAUUCAGCUCUCCUAUGACCCUAUGUGGUGUGCCUCUCUUGUGAGAGAUGGGAGGGAACUUUCUCCCAAGGGCUACAUCUCCAUGUAACCCGCCCACUCUAAGAGACUCCAUUUCACUCCAUCCCUUGCGCUGCUUUCAGCACCAGCUCCCACAUCAGAAACUCAGAGCCACCUCCUCUUGUAUAUAGAGCUUCAACAAACCGGUGGUGAGUUCUUGGCCAAAGGGCAAACUUAACCUAGGCUCACUCCCUUCCAUCUCCAGAGGUUCCCAAGAAUUAUGUGUAUGUCCUGUCCUGGAACGGUCAACUUUCUUAGGGCAGUGUUGAAAAUGACUGUCCACAUUGCAGCAUGUUCUCUUGGGAUCAAACCUAUCAUUUUCACAAAGGAUCUGUUCAUCUUUUGGCACCAGAUGCCAUGAUCUUUCAAAGACCUCCAGAAUCCAGAAAGACAAACUCAUUGGCCUGGCUUCCUCAGCCCGUUUCCUGGGUCAGGACCCCAAAGCAUUUAGUCUACAUGGCUGUGAGGAAGGACCAUGCAUGGCAACAGAUUCAUGGCCUGGAAGCCAUGUUUCCCUCUAAACCCACAAAACUGUGGUCACCUCAGGUCUGUGGUUGGAUGGACUCCGCAUGAACCAGUUCAUUCUACAGAAGUUAGGAGGCAUCAGGCAGACGGUUCUAGCUAUUUGCUACCCACGGCAUUGUCGGCAGCAUUCAUGAAAAUACACAGGAAGGGCUUUCCAAAAUGCUGACAGAGCAGUUUCUUCAGAUUAUGCAGCUCUAUAAAAAUGUGCUUUUAGUUUGCUAUGUAAAGUCAGAACUGGAUCAAAAAUUUGAGUUUCCCAUUUUAAGCUCGCCCAUGAGGCCUGAUGUGUAGAUUCUGCAUUUCAUUUUUACAGAUGAAUGUCUGAGAUCUGUGUGGGGAGGGACACACCCUUCAUAAGGUUUUACUCUGUAGAUGACUCACAGCCAUACACACACCUGCACCUGUGGGGAAGGGCCCAUCCUGCGUGUUUCUGGUCAAUAAAGGUCACAGCAU
Messenger RNA from Sorex fumeus (smoky shrew), 3737 nucleotides. It is a transcript of the gene PLCXD1, whose product is annotated as phosphatidylinositol specific phospholipase C X domain containing 1. Gene Ontology annotation, molecular function: phosphoric diester hydrolase activity. Gene Ontology annotation, biological process: lipid metabolic process. The record is from RefSeq and is a predicted model, not a curated record. The transcript is spliced from 8 exons. Lineage: Eukaryota; Metazoa; Chordata; Mammalia; Eulipotyphla; Soricidae. The coding region runs from base 346 to 1317 and encodes 323 amino acids.